Molecule: messenger RNA, 288 nt
Organism: Cylicocyclus nassatus
Lineage: Eukaryota; Metazoa; Nematoda; Chromadorea; Rhabditida; Strongylidae
Source: the annotation of a GenBank genome assembly
AUGUUUCGCGCAACUGUUGUAUUCAACUGCUACCGACAAAAUUCUUUCAGAAGCACUCGAUAUAUUUGUAAAAAGUGCGUGUGUACGACUUGCGGCAACCUACUCAGCUAUUUGAACAGGAGGUAUGGUGGGUCAACGGAGGGAGAUGAAAGUGUUUGCAAUGAAUCGGAGCCCCAGCAGCACUACACUGACAUAAGCCAAAUCGCAAACGAACGUCUUCUCGGAUGUCCACAAUGUGCGAAAUAUCGAGGAUCGAGAAAAUCGAGAAUCGGUGCGGAAGGCGAUUGA